Molecule: messenger RNA, 1744 nt
Organism: Orbicella faveolata
Lineage: Eukaryota; Metazoa; Cnidaria; Anthozoa; Scleractinia; Merulinidae
Product: trace amine-associated receptor 7e-like
Biological process (GO): G protein-coupled receptor signaling pathway
Cellular component (GO): membrane
Molecular function (GO): G protein-coupled receptor activity
Source: RefSeq, a predicted model, not a curated record
AUCACCAAUCUACCAUAUUAGCAUACGUGAAUGACAGAACCUGAACGAUAAAGCGAAUGGUAUUACCUUACAUAGAGAGUUAAUUUUGGUUUCCUCAAGAGCACGUUUCUUUUUUUAUGAGGCAUAAGGAAACGGAAAGUUAUUCUUGCAGUGGCUUCAUCCCUGUAUUAUGGUCAUUCCACCUGCGGAAGUCAAUAUGGUUAGCGAAGCAGGAAACUUGACUGACUCUUGCUCUCCUAAUUUAUCACACGACUGGCGUGUAAUAUUUAUCUUUCUUAAUGCUGUUUCCAGUGUGAUUGCUCUCGGCGGAAACUCGAUCAUUUUGUUAUCUAUAUACAAGGUGCGUUCCUUGAGAUUAAGGGCUUCUAACAUCUUCAUCGCCUCCCUGGCAACUUCUGAUGCCUUGGUUGGUUUGCUGGUGUACCCAACGUACAUCGCAUUAACUGUAGAGAACUUGUGGUUCCAAUCAAAUGUUGUCUACAAAAUGGAGAACUUUCUGUGGAUUCAAAGUUUAGUCACAUCAACAUUUACUCUGUGUGCGAUUAGCAUCGACAGGCUCAUCGCCGUUAUACUGGCUAUCCGGUACAGACAGCUUGUGACCAAAAGACGCAGUUGGUGCGUUGUCACCUUCAUUUGGAUCACUUCCUUGGCGUUCGCCUGUUCCGCGCUGUUCGUUCACGCUCAUGACAAUGCCUCCAUAUUGUGGAUAGUGUGUCUUGCCUUGACUUUCGUUCUACCCUUUGCUAUCAUUAUCUACUGUUACGCUCACAUAUUUCGAUCAGCUAGUGAACAAAAAACCAAGAUCUGCUGCUUGAAUCCCGCUGAAGCAGCCGAGAUGCUGCGAAAUAGGAAGGCCGCAUGGACGGCAGCGAUUGUCAUAGGUAUAUUUUUCGUUACGUUUUUUCCAAACGCUGUCUUUUCUUGUAUUGAUGUGGCGACCAAGGAUUAUUGUGGCAAGACUCAGGUGUACCGCCACUGGUUAUGGGGGAUUUUCUUGGCCUUCAGUAGCGCAGCUUGGAAUCCUUUCGUAUAUGCAGCCAGGAUUAGAGAAUUCAGGCAUGCAUUCAAAAAACUUUUACUUUUUCGCUGAUAGUGUUCCUCCAUAUAAAAGUAGUGACUUGUUUCAAAAAUAAAUUAAUUAGAACUAACAAAAAGCGCGUUCGCUUUUGAAAUCACUUAACUGUUUGAAGAAAAAUACAAUAUAAAGCUGUUUAAUUCUCUCAUUUUACCUUAUUUGAAUAAUGGGAACUACAUGUAGGUUCACCUUCAAGAACCUGUCAUCGAAAACAGACGAUAAGUAGUGCAAAUGCAUAAAGUUUCAAGCAACUUGGUCAACGUACUACGCUCUACAUAUGUAGCCACGAAGAGACAGUCUACCGUGAGAAAAUUGUAUGGUCACGAUUCAGGAAAAAACCCUUCAAGUCAUUAAGUAAAAUGUGUCUACAUAACAAUCCGGUCGAACCCUUAAUAAGAUAGAGUUUUGAUUAUUUUUAACAUUAUAACAAGUAUUAUUUUCAACUGACAAUUUUGUGGUAAUAAAUUAUGACUUUUCGGGUGUCUCAAAUUUGCUUUCAAGUCUCAAUUUCACCGUUUUGUUUAUUCGCCUCACAUAUCCACUUGACAGCACGGUUUCUUUCAUUUUCAAUGUCCUCAACGAAAUAGCUUGUAUUAUAAGCAUUAUUCUAAGAAUCACUCCAUAUAACAUCUCAAUCUAUUUUGAGGGACUGCCACACUGCGAUUUAGU